Molecule: messenger RNA, 684 nt
Organism: Ochotona princeps (American pika)
Lineage: Eukaryota; Metazoa; Chordata; Mammalia; Lagomorpha; Ochotonidae
Gene: SPMIP3
Product: sperm microtubule inner protein 3
Exons: 5
Coding region: 165-605 (146 amino acids)
Source: RefSeq, a predicted model, not a curated record
UUGAAUGAUGUAAGGGGAUCAAGUCCUACCACUCUGCAGGGUGCCUUGGCCAUCCCUGUAACACCAGGAGAAGGUUGGAAUAGCUGCUGUCCCUUGGGGGCAGCUUUGAAGAGCAAGGACGCCUCUGGAGCCCAAACAGAUAACACUGCAUACUUCUAUCCAUCAUGACUGCCAUCCGACUGCGAGAAUUUGUUGAUCGUCGCCCAGUGAUUCCACCCAGUUUAUUCAUUGCCCGUCAAGGAAAGGAUCUCCAAGGCUAUUACCCUGGGCAACUAGCAAGACGGCAUAUUGAUCAUGGUGUGAAGAAAGCCUCCAGACCACUCAUAGACUUGGCCAUGCCACCAUCGAAGAGACAAUGCCCACAUCACUCUCAACUAGACCAACAAACACUCAUUCGAUAUAUUUGCUUUCGAAGACAUUCAAGACCUGCUGAACCAUGGUAUAAAGAAACCACUUACCAAAGAGACUAUUCUCUGCCAUUUUACAAGCUUGAUUGGGACCAGAAAUUGGCAACAAUUUCACUGAAUCCUCAGCCACUUAAUUUGCCACCAGAGCUCUACAUUUGUGAAGAGAGAUGUGGCUUUGAAAUAAAUGCUUUAAGAUGAAGAUAACCAUCGAAUUUGAACAAAAAAAAUCUGGUGGUAUCUUAGAAAAAAAACUGGGAGAAUAAAGUAACAGCACACA